Molecule: messenger RNA, 3021 nt
Organism: Trematomus bernacchii (emerald rockcod)
Lineage: Eukaryota; Metazoa; Chordata; Actinopteri; Perciformes; Nototheniidae
Gene: ptpn2a
Product: protein tyrosine phosphatase non-receptor type 2a
Exons: 9
Coding region: 172-1455 (427 amino acids)
Biological process (GO): protein dephosphorylation
Molecular function (GO): protein tyrosine phosphatase activity
Source: RefSeq, a predicted model, not a curated record
CAAGUCAGUGAGCCUGCAUGCAGUAUUGUGCAGGAGCAGACUCCCCGCAGGGAUCCCCAGGGUUACACACACUGCUGUUUAGAUGGCUGACAGAAAGGAGUAACUUGGUGAACGGUGCUGCAAACACUCUGGGAUCAUCUAGCAAGUGUCUCGGGCAGUUAUUACGAUAAAAUGGAGCAAGAAUUUGAAGACAUUGAUUCGUCCGGGAGAUGGCAAAACCUUUACAAUGAGAUCCGUAACCAAGCCAGCGAAUAUCCUUACAAAGUGGCAAAACUCCCAAUGAAUCGGAAUUUGAACCGCUACAGAGAUGUCAGCCCAUUCGAUCACAGUCGGGUCAAACUUGAAAACUCUGAAAAUGACUACAUCAAUGCAAGUUUAGUCAUGAUGGAGGAAGCCCAAAGAGCUUAUAUUCUGUCUCAGGGGCCUCUAAGGAAUACCUGUGGUCACUUCUGGCUGAUGAUUUGGGAGCAGUGUUCCAAAGCUGUUCUAAUGCUCAACAGAAUCAUUGAAAAGGGAUCUGAAAAGUGUGCACAGUACUGGCCCACCUCAGAGGAGCAUCCAAUGUCUUUCACUGACACAGGGUUUGUGGUCAGGCUGCUCUCAGAGGAAGACCAAUCCUAUUACACAAUACGGGUGCUAGAACUGCAAAACACAAUGACGGGGGAGUCGAGGGAGAUCUACCACUUUCACUACACCACGUGGCCUGACUUUGGAGUCCCAGAAUCCCCGGCCUCCUUCCUCAACUUCCUCUUUAAGGUCCGGGAGUCCGGCUCGUUGGGAGCAGAACAGGGUCCCGCAGUGGUGCACUGCAGCGCUGGGAUUGGACGCUCGGGGACCCUCGCCUUGGUGGACACCUGCCUGGUCCUGAUGGACAGGAGGAAGAACCCGUCAUCAGUAGACAUUCAGAAGGUGCUUCUGGACAUGAGGGAGUACCGCAUGGGCCUGAUCCAGACCCCAGACCAGCUGCGCUUCUCCUACAUGGCCGUCAUCGAGGGAGCCAAGCUCACCCUGCCAGAGUGCUCAGCAGCGCAGCAGGAUAAGCAGAUAGUGAUGUCUAGAGAUGGUUUAGAGGCAGAUCUGCCCCCUCCACCUCCUCCACCCAGACCUCAUCUCAACGACAACAGGCCCAACGGUCAGCCGGGACCCUGUGCGGAGCCAGAGGCCACCUCAGGAGACCCCCUGUCAGCAGAACCCCUUUCAGCAGAACCCCUGUCAGCAGGAGAGCCAGAGAGUCAGGACCCCGACACAGCAGACAGCUCUGGGCAUGUGAGAAAGCGACACCGUGAGGAGAGGAUCGCCAGCACCUCCCAGAAGGUCCAGCAGAUGAAACAGAGACUGAGCGACUCGGAGAGGAAACGGGACAAAUGGCUAUACUGGAGACCCAUCCUGCUCAACGUGGGGGCUGGGGCAGCGGUGGCUGUGGGCCUGCUGGUGGUCUGGAUGUACGCCCAGUGAAACACUGGGUCACUUUAAACUGACUCCUAUUUUGCACCAGUACCUGGGAUUAGGUACUUCUCUAAGUAGAUGUAGAUGGUAAAAUGUGCAUAACUGAGGGUAUUUAUUUCUUACGGUCAAAAUGCGGGAGCGCUAGAUCAAAUGAUUGUGUGUAUAUUUUUCAUGUAAGAUCAAACAAACUAGUAACAUCUCAGGAUCUUGGUGCCAGCACGAUGAUUUCAUUUUCUUUUCUUCUUGUCACUCGAUGAAUGUACUGUAUCUUUGGAAGAAACUUAUUGAAGGUGCAGUACAAAGCAAAAAAAAACGUUAUCUGUGAUGGUCAGAUUUGUGUUGAUCAUCUGUGGACACGUUUUACAAUUGGCUUUAUAAAAUGACUUGUGUUGAUUGUCCAUCCUACCAUAGAUAUGUAAGAAGACUCCAGUUCCUAUAGGUCAGCUGUGUGAUUUUCCUUCAUUUGUUUUUCUGUAGUGAAAGGUGCAUAUCAGACAUGCAUAUAGAAGUUUUCCAGAGCACCCCACUUGUUCUUCCAUUCACAUUAAGCAGGGCAUCCCAAUAGGGCCAGAUAUAUAUUUUUUUGUGACUGGACACUUCAUAGGGAGCUGCCUUGCUGAUGUUUCAAACUCUGCUAGAAUGUUAAUCUUAUUAUUUUCUGUUCUGAGCACCUUUUUUACAGAUUUUGGUUGUCACAUGGAUCAUAUAAGCUGUCGGGUCCCUCACCGCUUAGUGUGUGUAUUUACCCACUGGAUGGGUUCAUGUGUGUAUGUUCAUGUUGUCCCACUGUUGUUUUUAUGGAAACCAAAGCAAGGCUGUCCUUUUUUGGACGGUAACAGCCAGGCAAGCUGUUCAGUGAUGAAAUCUUGUACUCCCAUGUGGAAUGUGUUGUCCGUUGGAUUUCUGACAAAACUGCAUUACAAAAUGAUUCAUAUUAGCUUUACGUUGUGUGUGACUUCUUAAUUUGAACCGGUAGAAUCAUCACUUGUCAUCAUUUGUUUUCCGUUGACUAGGACCAAUCUAAAGCUAUAAUAGUGCAAUUUAGAAGUUGUAGUGGAGAACCUUGGAUAAAAUUUGAGUUAGGAAAGAGUGAUAGCAUACACGUUUGUAUCUAUUUGUUUGCUGGUUGAGCUUUUAAUGUGCCUUGAAGUGAAAAAAAAUGUGUGCUCCAAGGUUUCCUAGUAUACAGAUUAAGGUUAAUGUGAGGAAUAAUAUCCCACAUAACAUGAGUAACAUGUUAGCACUGCAUUGACGGGUUUGUAGUUACUUGAGGUUUGAGUUGAUUGUAGACCUAAUGUGUCAUUAGCAUGUACUGAUGUCUGAGAGGAAAUUGUGUGUUGCUAAUUUACUAGUUACCACUGAUGGACAUGGCUUUUACUUAGUUCUUAUUUAACCCAGAAGAGACACAUUUGAUCAUAACAUUCCAUUCAUUCUUGUUUUCCACAUAAGAUUUCAGGGGAGUUUUGUACACUGCUGAGCUGCAGUGAGAACAUGAGAGAUGGCUUUUGAAGACGAAAAAAAAAGCAAACAAACAUGAAAUACUUCUUAAAAUAAACAUGCAUCUUUUUUACCAAA